AUGAUGGCACUGAACUUGGGCGCAGUUUCAGCUCAAUGGCGGCCUUGCUCGCGCUUGAAGACGCUCUGCUUGGCUUCUCCGCCUGCUACCGACAAUCUCCGCCAACAACUUGAUAAUCUUCACAAGGAGGCGGACACCACAAGGGCCAAAGCCAAUAAUGCAAGGUUGAGACUCAUGCGCUUGUCUGAAGCAGUUGAAAAGCUUAGACGACAAGCAGCAGUUAGUGUCCAAACUGGAAAGGAGUAUGAUGCUAGGGAGUUGCUGUUUCAAAAAAAGAAGGUAACGCAGGCCAUGGAGAAGCUGAAGAGUCGUAUUGAAUUGCUAGAUGAGCUAUCUGCAAAGUUGAAUGAGGUAAUUUCCAUGAAGGAAACUCUACUAAUUGAGAAUAUGGCGUUGGAUCAUGAUGCAAGUGAGACAGAGGCCACCAGCCCCGUUCGAAUUGUAUCACCAACAAAGGAAAACUCAGUUACUUCUGAUGACGAUCAACACUUGGAUCUUAAUAGCCUACAAUGUCAAGAAGAAGAAGAAGAAGAAGAGCUGCGAAUUAUUCCCGAGAGUGAGUCGAAAAAUGAGGAAUCUAUUGUUGACAAAAGACGGACUGGUGCAAACAAUGUAUACACCUAUGAUGACUUCAUGAAAGGCAUAGAUCAACAGCUCGACAAAAUUGAACAAGAACUCGAGACAUUUCUAAGGUACUCAAACUUGCUUUUGGGGCACAAGAAAAAGCCGGAGUAUUCAAAGGUGCACCAUGCAACAGAAAUUCUGGCGGGCAUUCGUCGUAUUAGAAAUAGGAUCACGACUAUCAGGCAAACAGGGGAUAUCCAAUGA
This is a messenger RNA of Striga hermonthica, 828 nucleotides long. Lineage: Eukaryota; Viridiplantae; Streptophyta; Magnoliopsida; Lamiales; Orobanchaceae. The record is from the annotation of a GenBank genome assembly.